AUGAAAUUGAAUUAUACUGGCACAGUGAAUAAAAACCGCAAAAGAUUACCGCAGCAGCUAAAACAACAACCAACCAUUUUUGGAACUCCGAGAUGGUUAGUUAAUAAUGAGCGGAAUAUCCUUUGCGUUUCCUGGAGGGAUAAAAAAUCAAAAAAACCUUGCAUCCUACUGACCACAAAUGGAAGUUCUACAUUUGAGGAACGCCAGGAAGGGAGUCGAAAGAUUCAGAAACCUAGCCCCAUUCACUCAUAUAAUAUUAGUUUGAAUGGCUGUGAUCUUUUGGAUCAAAUGGUCUCAUACUAUAGUAACUACAAUCGCAAAACUAAGAAGUGGUGGAAAAAGGUUUUCACAUGGAUGAUGGAAGUGACGCAGGUCAAUGCUCACAUCUUGUACAUGUUAUCCCAUCAUGCUGCCCCCAAUGAAUGA
Molecule: messenger RNA, 426 nt
Organism: Candidula unifasciata
Lineage: Eukaryota; Metazoa; Mollusca; Gastropoda; Stylommatophora; Geomitridae
Source: the annotation of a GenBank genome assembly